This is a messenger RNA of Aegilops tauschii subsp. strangulata, 534 nucleotides long. RefSeq lists its product as uncharacterized. NCBI's taxonomy places the organism in Eukaryota, Viridiplantae, Streptophyta, Magnoliopsida, Poales, Poaceae. The record is from RefSeq and is a predicted model, not a curated record.
CAUCAUCACAAGCAAAGCACCAGGAAGAAGCAGCCCUGCAUCAGCUCAGCUCUUUUAUCACUGAAAGUCCACUACUAGACACAAGCAAUCACAAAUCAGUCUCAGUUCAACCAUUUUCCACCAGCCCAGCAAGCAGAAGGAGAGCAGUGAUGGUUGGUGCGGCGAAGGCGUCAUGGAUGGUGGCCAUGAGCGUGGGCGCGGUGGAGGCGCUCAAAGACCAGGCCGGGCUCUGCCGCUGGAACUAUGCUCUGCGAUCCAUCCACCGGGCAGCCAACAUCCGCGCCGGCGUCUCGCAGGGCAAGAAGCAGCUUCCGGCCUCGGCGGCGGCCAUGGCAGAGAGGCGACGAGCGGAGAAGGCCGAGGAGGGGCUGAGGACGGUGAUGUGCCUCAGCUGCUGGGGCCCAAACUAGCUGCUAGCGGUGUGUUUGUUGCAGAAAGCAACCAUGUCCUGGGAUCUGGCUGGUUGCGUCUGAUUUGUACAUACGUGUCCCCAUGAUGGUGAUGAAAAUUUCAAGCUUUUAUUUUGAUGCAGAA